Capsicum annuum is the source of this 1222-nucleotide messenger RNA. Its product is annotated as protein YIPF5 homolog. Gene Ontology annotation, biological process: endoplasmic reticulum to Golgi vesicle-mediated transport; vesicle fusion with Golgi apparatus. NCBI's taxonomy places the organism in Eukaryota, Viridiplantae, Streptophyta, Magnoliopsida, Solanales, Solanaceae. Gene Ontology annotation, cellular component: membrane; trans-Golgi network. The record is from RefSeq and is a predicted model, not a curated record. The coding region runs from base 215 to 964 and encodes 249 amino acids. The transcript has a single exon.
AUUUCAUUUUUCCUUUUAUCUCACCUUCAUUUGCUUCCUUAGCCUCAAAGUUUGCAAUUCUCCCUAUUUGAUCAGCAAAUUGAACCUCCUUAUUCUGUUCUAUAUCCUUCUCAACUCCCAUCCAAUUUCAAUCUCUAAAAAACCCUAAUUUCAGUUUGAUUUAAUUCAAAUUUAAUUGCAAGCAAUUAAUUAAUAAUUUCUAGAUCUCCGAUCAAUGGCGAAAGAAUUCAACGUCCCGCCGGUGGUUUUUCCGUCCGGCGGUAACCCGGGCCCACAACAACGCCGUCUCCCAACGGCGCCGUUUCAGCCGCCGAAACCAUCAAACCCUGGAAUUCCCUUCAUGUCCUUCGAUGUCGGAUCCGCCGCCGCUUCCACGUCAUUCUCCACUCCGCAAUUCGCCACCACCAUCGGCGGUGCCGGCGUCGGAGGAGGAUCGCUAGGUUUUGAAGAUGAGCCGCCGUUACUGGAAGAGCUUGGAAUUAACACAAAGCAAAUCUACCAAAAGACACUUUCGAUUUUGAAUCCGUUUAGGGUUAAAGCAGAUCUACAUGAAGAUGCUGAUUUAUCUGGACCGUUCAUUUUCCUAAUGGCGUUCGGUUUGUUUCAAUUACUCGCAGGGAAAUUGCAUUUUGGUAUUAUAUUGGGAUGGGUGAUUAUGGCUUCUAUGUUUCUGUACGUGGUGUUUAAUAUGCUUGCUGGAAGAAAUGGGAAUUUGGAUUUGUACAGGUGUGUUAGCCUGAUUGGUUAUUGUAUGUUGCCUAUUGUGAUAUUAUCCGCGAUCUCGUUGUUUUUGCCUGGUGGAUUGGUGAUCAAGGUGGUGACGGGAGUUUUCGUGAUAUGGUCCACUAGGGUUUGUACAAGGCUCGUGGUUGAAUUGGCAUCGUGUGGUGAUGAACAUCGUGGGCUGAUCACGUACGCUUGUUUCUUGAUUUACAUGCUUUUCUCAUUGCUAGUGAUAUUUUGAAUCAGGUUAACGUGUUUAGUGUAUUGCAGUUACUUUGGAGGCUUAUAGUUUGUUUCUAUUUUGCGAAAGAUGAACAUAAAGAACUGAAUUAUGUAGUUUUGAAUUCACGAUUUGUGAUAGUUGGAGGAGAGUUGUGGUUUAGUUUCUUACCAAUGUUUUGCCAGGUUUCGAAUUUCUUGAGAUUCCGAAUGUUAAAUUGAGAUGUACUGAUGUUUACUGAAUUCGUUAUUACUUGGUCGAAAGGAGUAAUUUUUGUGA